AUGGCGGAGCUUGGGACGCAGAAGGUCGCGGUAGCGGGACUCGCGAGGAGGCUGCUUCAGCGGCCGCCGGCCGGGACCGGCCGAACGUGGCGCAUGACGCUCAAAGUCACGGUCCCCGUGCCCCUCUACCUCCAGCACGCGGUGCUCGCCCAGGAUGUUGGCAGCGUCGCGGAGCUGCUCGAGGCGGUCGCCAUGGGCGGCCUCGAGGAGCUCGGCCUCAGCCGAGUCGUGCAGCGGCUUCUGUGCCGCUGCCUGCCGGAGCUGAGGAGCCGCGGCGCAGCUGAUGCGGCUUUGGACUCCUUUGCCUCUUUGGCUGACAUCCGCCGCGGCGGAGCUGGGAGUGGCUCUGCUGGCGAGGAGCGCGGCGGCGGGGCAGCGGCUGGCGGCGAGGGCCGCGGCGGCGCGCGCCCCCAAGAGGCGGACGGCGGUGCCUGCGACGCGCAGGCCGCAGAAGGCGAGGAUGGGCGGCCCUGCUCGGCGGAGGAGGCGGAGGAGGAGGCUCGCCGUCGGGGCUGGUCGGCGCGCGAGGCGGCUGUCGUGAUGGAGUGCCGCCUCAUCGAAGCGGGCGGUGGGGGGCGGUGCAGCGCUUGCUGGCUGGAGCUCGAUGCGAUUGCGGCGCGGCUGCGUCGCUACCUCGGCGAUUCUGACCCGGGCGCUUACUCCAUCGACUUCUUCUUAUCGAGGCCGGAGGGCUUCGGCGCGCGCGGGGCGGCCGCGGAGGCGGCGUUUAGGCGGCUCUCGGUCGAGGAGCGCGACGAGGUGGUCGCGGCGCUCGUGGCGGAGUUCAAGGCGGGGGAGCGGGAGGGAUUGCGUUGCUGGGACGCUGGGCGCGGUUCUGUUUGCGGUGUCCCAUUCCCGGGGUGGGAGGAUUGGGUGAGGGAGGGGCGGGUCCUCCUCGUUGAGUGGGACCUGCAGGCGUUGUAA
This is a messenger RNA of Emiliania huxleyi CCMP1516, 924 nucleotides long. RefSeq lists its product as hypothetical. Lineage: Eukaryota; Haptophyta; Isochrysidales; Noelaerhabdaceae. The transcript has 3 exons. Bases 1 to 924 code for a protein of 307 amino acids. The record is from RefSeq and is a predicted model, not a curated record.